Molecule: messenger RNA, 1092 nt
Organism: Nomascus leucogenys (northern white-cheeked gibbon)
Lineage: Eukaryota; Metazoa; Chordata; Mammalia; Primates; Hylobatidae
Gene: TMEM179
Product: transmembrane protein 179
Source: RefSeq, a predicted model, not a curated record
GUCUCCUUUCUUUCUUGCUGAUGAGGAACUGGGGACCCAGAGUCGGCCUGUGUGAGGCCCUUACGGGUGGCUCCUACAGUCUUUAGUGGCACAGGGUCGGUCUCCCCAGGCCGACCUGGUAAAAUUCCCGCAUCUCCCGCAGGCCGCCCUUCUCUGUCUUGGCCGGGACCAGCCCCUGGACCCCGGGAUCCUGGCCCGCGCGCACCAGGAGCUGUCCGCGGUGCUGACCGCAGGAGCUUCCCGCGCUCGGCCGAUGCGCACGCGUCCCGGGAGGGGCGCGCGGGACCCGCCCGCGCCGCCACUGCGCAGCCUCCCGCGGCCUCCCCGCCCGGCGCAGCCUCCCGCAGCCUCCCCGCCGCCGCUCUCGCCCCGGCCGGCCAUGGCGCUCAACAAUUUCCUUUUCGCGCAGUGCGCCUGCUACUUCUUGGCCUUCCUGUUCAGCUUCGUGGUGGUGGUCCCGCUGUCCGAGAACGGCCACGACUUCCGCGGCCGCUGCCUGCUCUUCACCGAGGGCAUGUGGCUGAGCGCCAACCUCACCGUGCAGGAGCGCGAGCGCUUCACGGUGCAGGAGUGGGGCCCGCCGGCCGCCUGCCGCUUCAGCCUGCUCGCCAGCCUCCUGUCUCUGCUGCUGGCCGCCGCGCACGCCUGGCGCACGCUCUUCUUCCUCUGCAAGGGACACGAGGGCUCCUUCUUCUCCGCCUUCCUGAACCUCCUGGUCAGCGCCUUCGUGGUCUUCCUGGUCUUCAUUGCCAGCACCAUUGUCAGCGUGGGCUUCACCAUGUGGUGUGACACCAUCACCGAGAAGGGCACCGUGCCCCACAGCUGUGAAGAGCUCCAGGACAUCGACUUGGAGCUGGGCGUGGACAACUCCGCCUUCUACGAUCAGUUUGCAAUUGCCCAGUUUGGCCUCUGGGCCUCAUGGCUGGCCUGGCUGGCCAUCACCACGCUGGCCUUCCUGAAGGUCUACCACAACUACCGUCAGGAGGACCUGCUGGACAGCCUGAUCCACGAGAAGGAGCUGCUGCUGGCCCGGCCGUCCCCACGCACCUCCUUCCAAGAGGAGAAGAGCGCCGUCAUUUAGGCCCGGCGCGG